Messenger RNA from Caenorhabditis briggsae, 1569 nucleotides. The transcript has 7 exons. Bases 1 to 1569 code for a protein of 522 amino acids. The record is from RefSeq and is a predicted model, not a curated record. Gene Ontology annotation, molecular function: iron ion binding; heme binding; monooxygenase activity. NCBI's taxonomy places the organism in Eukaryota, Metazoa, Nematoda, Chromadorea, Rhabditida, Rhabditidae.
AUGACUCUUCUGAUUCUCUCCACAUUGCUCAUCGCCAUUCUCACCUUCAUUUUUCACUCAAUUUUCGUCCGAAUUCAAAAAUUCAAACUUCGCGCCAAAAUUGGCCUGGGCGGACCCCCACCCCAUUGGUUGUUGGGUAAUUUGAAGGAUAUUAUUGACCGUACCAAAGACAUCGGCUGGAAUAAUGCGCAGGAGUGGCAUUUGGAGCUGCAAAGGAAAUAUGGGGAUCGAUAUGCAAUUUACUUUGGCCAAAAACUGGACAUUUUCUUGUGCAAUGAAGAAGAUAUCAAAGAAGUUUUCAUCAAGAAUUUCUCGAAUUUUUCGGAUCGUGGAGUGAUUGAAAUUUUCAGAGAAACUAGUAAGCUCCGCCCCUUUCUUCUUCAAGCCCCGCCCCUUAUUGCAGAACUCAAUGCAAGUUUGCUCCAAAAUACGUAUAAAAACGGCUGGAAACAUACAAGAUCCACAAUUGCACCGAUUUUCUCAACUGGAAAAAUGAAAGCGAUGCAUGAGACGAUUAGUUCGAAAAUUGACACUCUUUUAGAGAUUUUAGAGGAGAAAUCAAUGGGAAAUGAGCAAUGGGAUAUUUAUGACGAUUUCCAAGGUCUAACCUUGGAUGUAAUUGGAAAAUGUGCAUUUGCAAUAGACACCAACUGUCAACGAGACCGAAAUGAUGUAUUCUAUGUGGAAGCGAGAAAUUUCUUCAAGAAUAUUGAUUUAAGACAUAAUCCACUGGUCACUUGUAGUGUCAUGAUUCCCGAACUCAUGUGGAUUUGGAAGUUUCUGUACAAGUUCAGCGGUCUAGCAGAGGCUGAAAUUCCAUUGGUACAAGGAUUGGAAGAUGUAUACGAAAGAAGACGUUCCGGAGAAGGAUCGGAUAGUGUGGACCUUCUAAAAUUGCUCCUAGACCGGGAAGACGAUAAAACCAAAGAGAAAAUGACAAAAAAGGAAGUAAUCGAGAAUUGUUUCGCAUUUUUAUUGGCCGGAUACGAGACGACGAGUACCGCAAUGACAUAUUGCUCAUAUUUAUUAGCCAAAUACCCAGAAAUUCAAAAAAAAUUGUGGCAAGAAAUCAAAUUGGUGAAAAAUGAGGGGACAUUGGAUUACGAUUCAAUUCAUUCGAUGAAAUAUUUGGAUGCUGUUUAUAAGGAAGCACUUCGAUACUAUCCACCCGUUAUUCAUUUCAUCAGCCGUACGUGUCUCUCCGACAUCACUAUUAGAGGACAAUUCUAUCCAAAAGGAUGUUCCGUCACCGUACAAGGCAACACCAUACAUCGCUCCGAAUCCAAUUGGGACCACCCGGACAUUUUUGAUCCGGAUCGAUUUUUGGCUGAAAAUUCAGAAGCAACGGAAAAAUCGACAAAUUUAAAAUGGAUUCCAUUCGGUGUGGGUCCCAGAUUUUGCGUCGGAAUGCGUUUCGCUGAAAUGGAAUUCAAAAUGACGAUUGCGAAAUUAAUCGAUAAAUUUGAAUUGGGAAUUCCAAUGGGGGAAAUGGAUUUGAUUCCUGAUUGUAAUGGUGUUAUUAUGAGACCCAAGGAUGCGGUUAGGCUGAAUUUGAAGCUAAGAAAAUAA